Drosophila obscura is the source of this 1045-nucleotide messenger RNA. RefSeq lists its product as uncharacterized. The record is from RefSeq and is a predicted model, not a curated record. The transcript is spliced from 4 exons. NCBI's taxonomy places the organism in Eukaryota, Metazoa, Arthropoda, Insecta, Diptera, Drosophilidae. The coding region runs from base 239 to 901 and encodes 220 amino acids.
CAUUGUCACAACAAUUGUCGACCAAAUUUAUAUAUAUUAUAUACAAUUUUUGUAUACGUUUUCGGAUAACGGAUUACGUUUCGGAUCUAAAAAGUUUAGCCAAAUGAUUGGAUAGCAUCCACUGCACACUCGCAACAUAAUUCAUUUACAGAGUACACGCAGAGAGUACAGUCCGGUGAGUCCAGAGAGUCCAGAGUGUCCAGAGAGUCCAGAGAGUCUGCUGAGUGCUGCUUGGAUCAUGUGCUGCUGCAUUUCCACCCACAAGCUCAAGCUGCUGGUCGUUUGCCUGACGCUCCUCGUGCAGAUUGAUGGCGAGCUAAAGGCCGCCAAUAAUAGCACACUGCUUCUGUACUACAGUAAGACAAAAUUUCUUGGAUAUCUGGUAAUCCGCGUCUGCCUGGGCAUCUUUCUGGCCGUUUGGGCCUUCGCUGGCUUCAUAUCGCUGUUCUAUGAUUCCGUUUGGGGUGUGGCCGCUUACUCCACUGGCAUCUGUUUCCUGACCCUUUUGGAUCUUUUUACGCUGUACUAUCGCUAUGUGUUGCGUAAUCAGGGUUAUUCGGAUACCGUGCGAUUGGAACGGCGUAGCAGAUGGUCGCGUGGCCCGGCAAGUUAUGAAACUUUAGAUGAGGGCAUUGGCGAUUCUAUGCUUUUGGUUAUCAACAUUGUUCAGGUAGCCAUUCAAGUUUCUGUCAAUAUUGCCGGCUGGUGGCUGGCCGUUCGACUGCGCCGACACCACCAGAACGAGGUCAAGUACGAGAAUGACAAGGCCUAUCUGGAGGCCCUGCUCAAAACGUAUCCGCCGCAUCCGACGCAUCCGACGCAUCAAUCGAAUGCGCCGGCACAGCAACAUCGGCCCUCAGAAAGCCACGAAAAGCCACCAAAGAACGGCAAAAACAAAUGAGAAGACUCAAGACCUCGGAUUCCACUUGCAGCAGCAGGCGCCUGCCUCUUCAACGCAAGUAUCUUAUAGAAUUAGGCGUGGAGGCUGGCAAAAGAUUCGUUCAUUGAAAUUAUUAUAAUGCUGCCUGCUUGAGGCGGGCCACUG